UCGACGGUUGUUGCGGGCUGUUCUCAACUCCUUGGGAAGCAGGAGAGAGAGAGAGAGCGGGCGAGAGACGGUGGCGGCGAAGGGCCAUGAUUAGUUUGUUCGCGGCCGCCCGAAAUGGGCUUUUGGGCACCUGCGGCGUUGCCCUUUCUCGGGGCGUCCAGACAGGGAUCCAGAGGCUGCAGGAGUUAGCGGAGGAUUCAGCCACUGCCCCGGUUGAGGAGGCAGAGGCUAUAAACAAGAGCAACUUCAGCUUUUACCCGCCAGCACCAGGAAGAGAGAGCUCUCUGAGGUGGGCUGGAAAGAAAUUUGAAGAGAUCCCAAUAGUCCAUAUCAAAGCUACAUAUAACAACACUCACAUCCAAGUUGUUUCACCUCAGAACGUCCCUCUGGCCCUGUCUACCUGUGGCACCGAAGGGUUCAAGAACGCUAAGAAGGCUACAGCCAUUGCAGCUCAGACUACUGGAAUUUCAGCAGCAGCUAAAGCCUGUGCAAAGAGUGUAUCACAUGUUCGAGUUGUGGUGAAAGGCCUAGGACCUGGACGAAUGGCUGCUAUCAAAGGACUCACCAUGGGUGGUUUGGAGGUGAUCUCCAUCACAGACAACACCCCAAUUCCACACAAUGGCUGCCGACCUCGGAAAGUACGAAGGCUGUGAGAGAUGGGGUUGAGAAGGACUCUUCAAUAUUUAUGGGCGUCUGGUUCUCAGGUGGCUUCUGUAGCCGUCUUGAGAUGGCAAGGCUAUUCCUCCAUUCUUCCUGCACCUACCAAAAUGUGGACAGCCUUGGGUUUUGCCACUAUGACUACAAGCAAUGAAUGCAAUACAAUUUUAUUUUUUACUUGUUGCACAAGAAAUGUCUAUAAAGUCUGUAUGUUAAAUUA
Molecule: messenger RNA, 877 nt
Organism: Sceloporus undulatus (fence lizard)
Lineage: Eukaryota; Metazoa; Chordata; Lepidosauria; Squamata; Phrynosomatidae
Gene: MRPS11
Product: mitochondrial ribosomal protein S11
Exons: 6
Coding region: 87-653 (188 amino acids)
Biological process (GO): translation; maturation of SSU-rRNA from tricistronic rRNA transcript (SSU-rRNA, 5.8S rRNA, LSU-rRNA); ribosomal small subunit assembly
Cellular component (GO): ribosome; mitochondrial small ribosomal subunit
Molecular function (GO): mRNA 5'-UTR binding; small ribosomal subunit rRNA binding; structural constituent of ribosome
Source: RefSeq, a predicted model, not a curated record